GCGGUGGCGACCCAGCGGGGCUCGGAGCUGGCGGCCGCCAUGGAGGGCCUGGCGGGCUACGUGUACAAGGCGGCCAGCGAGGGCAAGGUGCUGACCCUGGCCGCGCUGCUGCUCAACCGCUCCGAGAGCGACAUCCGCUACCUGCUGGGCUACGUCAGCCAGCAGGGCGGCCAGCGCUCCACGCCGCUCAUCAUCGCCGCCCGCAACGGCCACGCCAAGGUGGUGCGCCUGCUGCUGGAGCACUACCGCGUGCAGACGCAGCAGACCGGCACCGUGCGCUUCGACGGGUAUGUCAUUGACGGUGCCACCGCGCUCUGGUGUGCAGCAGGAGCUGGGCAUUUCGAAGUUGUUAAGCUUCUCGUCAGCCACGGAGCCAACGUGAACCACACCACAGUCACUAACUCGACGCCCCUGCGGGCGGCCUGCUUUGAUGGCAGACUGGACAUUGUGAAGUACUUGGUGGAGAACAAUGCCAACAUCAGCAUUGCCAACAAGUAUGAUAACACCUGCCUGAUGAUCGCAGCGUACAAGGGACACACCGACGUGGUCAGGUACCUUCUCGAGCAGCGGGCCGACCCCAAUGCCAAAGCGCACUGCGGAGCCACAGCGUUACACUUCGCCGCCGAAGCUGGCCACAUAGACAUCGUGAAAGAGCUGAUAAAAUGGCGCGCUGCUAUUGUGGUCAAUGGCCAUGGGAUGACGCCGUUGAAAGUUGCUGCGGAGAGCUGUAAAGCAGAUGUUGUCGAGCUCUUGCUCUCUCAUGCUGACUGUGACCGAAGAAGUCGGAUCGAAGCUUUGGAACUUUUGGGUGCCUCCUUUGCAAAUGAUCGUGAGAACUAUGACAUCAUGAAGACAUACCACUAUCUGUAUCUAGCUAUGUUGGAGAGGUUUCAAGAUGGCGAUAACAUUCUCGAGAAAGAGGUUCUACCACCGAUCCACGCGUAUGGGAAUAGAACUGAAUGUAGGAAUCCUCAGGAACUGGAGUCCAUUCGCCAAGACCGAGACGCUCUUCAUAUGGAAGGCCUUAUAGUUCGUGAACGGAUUCUAGGUGCUGACAACAUUGAUGUUUCCCAUCCUAUUAUUUACCGGGGAGCUGUUUACGCAGACAACAUGGAAUUUGAACAGUGUAUCAAGCUGUGGCUACAUGCCCUGCACCUCAGGCAGAAAGGCCACAGGAAUACCCAUAAGGAUCUUCUUCGCUUUGCUCAAGUUUUCUCCCAGAUGAUACAUUUGAACGAGACUGUGAAGGCCCCAGACAUUGAGUGUGUUUUGAGAUGCAGUGUUCUGGAAAUAGAGCAGAGUAUGAACAGGGUCCGAAGUGUCCCUGAUGCCGAUGUCCACAGUGCCCUGGACAACUAUGAAUGUAAUCUCUACACCUUUCUGUACCUGGUGUGCAUCUCCACCAAGACCCAGUGCAGCGAAGAAGACCAGUGCAGGAUCAACACGCAGAUCUACAACCUCAUCCACCUGGACCCCCGCACGCGCGAAGGCUUCUCGCUGCUGCAUUUGGCCGUCAACUCCAACACGCCCGUCGAUGAUUUCCACACCAAUGAUGUCUGCAGCUUCCCCAACGCACUUGUCACCAAGCUCCUGCUGGACUGUGGCGCGGAGGUGAACGCAGUAGACAACGAGGGCAACAGUGCCCUGCACAUUAUCGUCCAGUACAACAGGCCCAUCAGCGAUUUUUUGACCUUGCACUCUAUCAUCAUCAGCCUCGUCGAAGCUGGCGCUCACACUGACAUGACAAAUAAGCAGAACAAGACGCCGCUGGAUAAGAGCACGACGGGGGUCUCCGAAAUUCUCCUCAAAACUCAGAUGAAGAUGAGUCUCAAGUGCCUGGCUGCCCGAGCAGUUCGGGCCAAUGACAUUAACUAUCAAGACCAGAUCCCCAGAACUCUGGAAGAAUUUGUUGGAUUUCAUUAAGUGACUGAAUCUGUAAAAUUGUUUAAUGUGGUGCUAAAAAGUAAAGGACUUUAAUCACAGACAAUAGUAAUUAUGUGUUCAUAAAUUUUGCUUUCCUUUCUGUUACCUUCUUCCCCACCCAUCCUUCCUUCGAUUUGGUCUUUUUGCCUCAUCUGGUGAUUUGAUCUUCAAGUACACUUUAAACAAAGCCACAUUGUUUAGGUGUAAUAUAAUCUAAGGUGUUUGGAUAUUGGUCACUUAACUGUUUUCUUUUUUUAAAAGGAGUAUAAAAUAUUUUAUGUAACAAAGGGUAGUUAUGAUUUGAGGUUGAUAAUGUUUUUAAAAAACUGCCUACAAAAGUAUUUCUGUUAGGCCUGUGUCAGCGUGUCCUCCUUUGAGCAGCUGUGAGGAUCUCGUGCAGGAAGCCGGGAAAGGAGCGUUGAGAGUGUUGGAUCCCUGGGUGUUCUGCGACCUGCUGUAGGUAGUUUUCACUUCCCAUUAUCUGGUGUGUUUGACACAUUAUAACCUUUGGAGGAUUUAAAAAAAAAAAUCAGAGCUGCAGAUGAAUUGACAAAAAUGUACUGAUUGAUUGUUACAGUUGAAAAUUCAAUCCACUGAAGUUGCUGCAUUAUGUUGGUGGUGUGUACAGAGUGAAGCUCCUCUUAGCAGCUUUUUAGAGAAUAUUGAUGGACUACUAGCCUUUGGGCUUGGAUUCUAAAAUUCUUUGAAGUCUCUGUUUUAAUGUAAUUUAUCUGAAUUGCAGCAGUCUGCAUUUUAACUUAGCUCACAGACAUGUAAAAACUAUGAAUGCUGUAUUUUCUUAUGAAACAAAUGCUCUCCAUAUAGUUAAUUAAUUCUAUUUUUGUCCCUUUCCUGCUCCCAUUCCUCUUGUGUGAAACCUUUAGAAAUUUGGAAAUUGCUUUUCCAGAGGGCAUUAUUGUUGCCUCCCUUUAAGGUGUAUAUGACAGAUGAAAAGGAACCAGGAUAUUUAAAAAUUUUUUUUUUAAAACUUUCUUAGUCUGAUAAGUAGAAAAAUGACUAGUGUGGUAUAUAUAGGAAAUGAAAUGUUUCUGAUAAUGAAAAUAAUUUGCCACUUAGGAAAGUAUUUUUGUCCAAGGGCCGCACAUUUGCAACCAUACAAUGUCACUUCUUUUAACAGCCUAGGAAGAAGUCUUUGAUGUCUUUUUUUCUUUCUUUCUGUUUUAAUGGCAACAUUCUGUCAGUUUCAAAAAGCAUAUUCUGUGAUUAUCUUUGAAGCAUCGCAGAAAUCCAAGUGAAAGGUACAUACCUAUUUCUCUUGAAGUUAAAACUAAAGGGUAAAACGCGAUAGAUCUGUAUUUCUCUAGUGCCAAAUGAUUGCCUUAGUUAUUCUAGUUCAUGGGUGUGAGUGCAGACAGGCAGCUCCCCUCUUUGAGAGCAUUUGAAUGGAGCAGCAGCAGCAGCCAGAAACUUCCAGAACCAACCUGUGACAGUGCCAGCCACCAUUCGCUGUAUGGAAGGAGUGACUAUUGCCUUGUGGCAUGUCAGAGAAAGACCCGUGGUGGAGUCAGUCUAGAACAUCCUGAUCAAGCCUUGUGUGCCUUGGAGAUGCCCCCUGGAGUGAGGUGUGUUAAGGGUGGGAGGGAGCAGGGACGGGGAGCCCUGGGACCCUUGCUUUCCUCAGUAAUGCAGGGUGGGUACUUCUGCAGUGACUGAACUUCUAUUACUCGUGUCUUCUUGCUUCAAGUGAGGAAUAUUUUGAUGGUAAAUUCUGCCUUUCAGUUUUCUAACCAGCGAUCUUUGUUGGGAAUGCUUUAGAAUGACUUAAAGGGAGAGAGUUGAGCUGGCCCCGAUGCUCCUGGUGUAAGCCAAGGAACGACUGUCUUUUGCUUUUGGCCAUGCACAUGGCCUGAAAGAGAAAAGGCAUCUCUCAGGUUGAGUGGGUCACUCCUUUGCUCACUCCGACCCGAGUUUCCCAGAUGCCGACAGUCGGAGGAAGGCCCACGGUUCUCAGUAUCUAGUGGUUCCAUUACUAAUGUGAUAAUUGUUUAAACACCAAAACUUGAAAUGUAUCAGAUAACGUUGCAUGUUUAAAUAAAAACCAUUUCAUCCUUUUGGCUACCCAGGACAGCACCACUUUAGAUAUUGCUUAUUUAUCAAAGGGAGGAUAAUGAUUCUAUGUAUAUAUACAGACAUCAAAAUUAAUGACAUUCAGGAUUUUGGAGAAGGGACCUGACUGCCGGAGAGUAAAGUUACUGGUUGAAUGCUGACUAAGUUGGAGAAAGUAUUAGAAGAUCAUGGGAUAACCUAUGAACUCUGCUAAUGGUAAUUGAGAUUUCGUUUUUUAAACUAUAGUAUAGCAGUACAUUGUGCACUGAUUGCUAAGGGUCUAUUCUGUCUUGUAAAAUAAAUCCAAAUAUGUAUCGUGAAACACCUGUAUAAAGCCAUUCUUGAAACAAG
This is a messenger RNA of Sorex fumeus (smoky shrew), 4341 nucleotides long. It is a transcript of the gene FEM1B, whose product is annotated as fem-1 homolog B. The transcript is spliced from 2 exons. Bases 40 to 1923 code for a protein of 627 amino acids. Lineage: Eukaryota; Metazoa; Chordata; Mammalia; Eulipotyphla; Soricidae. Gene Ontology annotation, molecular function: protein binding. The record is from RefSeq and is a predicted model, not a curated record. Gene Ontology annotation, cellular component: cytoplasm; nucleus.